UGUGCGUGCACGCGAAGCCAAAAGCGGCGUGACGUCAGUGGGCAUAGUGCUGGGAACAUGGCGCUGUCGUGUUGCUUGCGCUGGUGUGGAAAUGGAGGCUCUGGACACAUUCAACUCAAGGAAAUGCCCGCCGUCCAGUUAGACACGCAGCACAUGGGAACAGAUGUUGUUAUUGUUAAAAACGGGAGGAGAAUAUGUGGCACAGGAGGCUGCCUAGCCAACGCACCUUUGCAUCAGAACAAAAGUUACUUUGAGUUCAAAGUACAAUCAACAGGAGUGUGGGGGGUUGGUGUUGCUACCCAAAAAGCCAAUCUUAACCAGAUUCCUUUUGGUCGGGAUGCACAAAGUUUAGUGCUUAGACAUGAUGGAGCUAUUUAUCACAAUAAUGAGGAGCGAAACAGACUACCAGCUAACAGUCUUCCUCAAGAAGGAGAUGUUGUGGGGCUGACCUAUGAUCAUGUGGAACUGAACAUUUAUUUGAAUGGGAAAAAUAUGCAUUGUCCAGCAUCUGGAAUUAGGGGUACAGUAUAUCCGGUUGUAUAUGUUGAUGACAGUGCAAUUUUGGAUUGUCAGUUCAAUGAAUUUUACAGUCCUCCUCCUCCAGGGUUUGAAAAGAUAUUGUUUGAGCAACAGAUCUUUUGAUAUGCACUGUUUAAAUGUAUACUGUCACCCGAGCACUGUUACCUUUCCUGCUCCUGCCUAGAUAUUUGUAUGUUUCUUUUGGUCGGAAGUUACUCAAAGGCAUUUUGGUCGAAUUGUCAGCAAAUUAACGGGUUUAUCAUGCUUUCAUCUUUCACUAUCUGAUAAUGUAAAAAAAAAAGUGUUUUUAAAGAGACCAUUGGUAAACAAUGCGAGGUUCAAUAAAUAAAUAGUAAACCUUGUGCACCUUAUGAUUAAGGAAAAUUAAACUGAAAUGUUUGCCUGUGAAACACAGCAUCGUAAUUACUAUACUUUCCAAAUUAAGUACAAAUAUCAAAUAAGUAAUCACACGAAUAAUGUUGCUCUAAAUACUAUAUUUAUGCAGAGUUACUUAUUUGCUUUUAAUCUCUUAACCCUGUCUGGAAUAUAUUUUUGUUGCUCUUUUUGUAGCUGAUUUUAUGUGAUAUUGAUAUCAGAGUAUUUUUCAUCCAUGCAGUAUUCUUCACUCAACCUUUUUUACUCUUUAUAGACUCAUUUAAAUUUUGCUACUACGGUUAUCAAUUUACUCAUCUUUGCCCUUUCUCUCUGUUCCACCAAGAAUGUUUUGCUCCAUUUUUAAUAUUUUUUCGGUUGAGAUGAGUACCUAAUAGGAUGUAAAACAUCUUCAAAAUCACCAGUUAAAAUCUUCCCUACCUGGAGCUCACAUACAAAAAACAGAUUGUCAGUCAGAAGAACAAAUUAUUUGACCAAAAAUUAUAGACUGCAGUGCCCCUGCUCAUAAAAGCAUUUUAUUAGAUUUCCCUCUGAAACGUUAACUUUUUUGUCCCUGAAGAUAAAUGCCAUGAAAGUCAGAAAUAUGAGAUAAGACAGAAUUCUGGAAACAGCAGGUUAAAACUGGGAGGAUGUUCGAAAUGGCAAUGUUUAAGUUCACAAAGUGGCCGAAAAAGAAAACAAUGAUUGAAGGAGGAAUGAUUGAAUUUAUGUGAUUAAUUGGGCCAUUGAGUACAUCUCUGACACAAAAACAGUGUUGGUUCUGAUGUCGAGUCCUCCAGCCUGAAUCAUUAACUGUUUCACUUUGCAGUGCUUCCUGACCUAAGUAUUUACAACAUUUUCUGUUUUUGUGUUGAAAAUAUUGGUGAUACUGGAAAUAGCAGGUCAAGUGAUAUCCAUGGAUAGAGAAACAGUUUGAAACAGGAAAUAUAUUUAAUCUGUCUUAAAAUGGUGACAGGAAUGAUGGAGGGGAGUAUAGUAGUAUAUGUCAGAAUGGAAGGUGCUUAAUUGGGUGCAUUUGUGCGAUGGUUAGCUAACAAGCAUAUGUUUGUCACUGUGACAAUCUUUGUCUCCUGCUGGCCCUUCAGUAAGAUUCAAAUGCAUUGCCAGAAUUUGAAGGAAAUGAGAAUAACUAAACUUAUUGAAGUUUUUGAAGCUCAAUAAAAAAGUUGUUGUCAAUUCUAAUACAAAAGAAAAUAGCCGAACAGAGCAUCUUCAUUCUGCUCCAUUUUCAUCUUUAAAGAACUGGAACUGAACUUUUAAAUCCAUGCUUUCUGUCUAAACCAAGAUUUCUUGACACAGUGUUUAUCAUAGGAUUGGACGUGGAUAAAGGCCUAUUAUAUUUGGAUUCAGCAUCUAAAGUUUCUAUGAAAUGGUAUUAUUUAUAUUUAAAAAAAUAGGUGUACAGUUCUUUGUGAAGAUGAUGUAGAAUCUCCAGUGUUAUUUAAUAUUUUCUAAAGAUUAGAGGACAUUAAAGAACACUUGUUUUUGCAACUAUUUGUAUUGAAAUUUAUUAUUAUAAAGUGGAAAUGUUGUAGUUACAAACAUUAACAGAAAUGAGACCUAUGCUCUAUAACUAAGCAUUAAUUUGGGGGGUUCUGAAAAGCCAUACAGAAGAAUUUGGUAAGUGUAAUUAGUGAAUAUAAAUAGUGUUCAUGACCGUACCUCUAUUCAAAAAGAUUGUAGCUGAUCUUUUACUUCAGCACUGGGUUCCUGGGAGAACCUCGUUUCCCUUAAUUCCCUUAAUAUGUAAAAGCAUAUUAAUUUUUGUUCUGAACAUAUUCAGUGUAAAGCCCUUGAGGAUUCCAAAGAUUUAUCAACCUCUGAGUGAAGAAAUCUUGUCUCAUCUCAGUCCUGAGUAGCUAACACCUUACUCUGAUUUUGGCCGAGGUACUCCUACCAGGAGAAAAAUCAACCCCAUAUUUUACCUCGUCAAGCCCUGUAAGAAUGAGAUCAUCCUCUUAUUCUGAUAAAUACGAGUUGAGACGCAGUCUGCUUAUUCUCUUCCUAGACAAUAAUCCUGCCGUGCAAUGUUUAAUAUCAAAGGGGAUUACUUCAAUUGUUUCCACAUUUUCUGCCUUGUCCUCAUUCAUUCACUUAAUUUGCCGAUAUCCUUCUGAAGCUUCUGCUUCCUCCCCACAACUCACUGCCACCCAGCCAGCUGAAAAAAAUUCUGACUUUUCUCCUGCAGACGAUUGUUUUAAAUUCAUCUUGCAUUAAAAUCAAAACAGAGAAUAAAUGAAGAGUAUGAGGCCACUGUGCAUGUAUUUUUUUUUUUUGUUUUGUUAUGGUAGCGAAUUCGGUUUGUGCCAAAGAGAUGGAAUAUGUUGAAGUAAAUGUGAUCAACAUUAAAAUAAGAAUGUUAUGUUCUGUUCAGGAAAAUGUACAUUCUAUUAAAGUAGCUGCUUGAAAUAUAUUGUCAAUCGUAACUGUUGGAAUGAAAUAAAUAUUGGCUUAUUUUCCCCAUAAAUGGUUGUGACAAAAAUUUUUGGAAGGUUGCAAGGUGAAUGUUAUUUUGUAACAAUAAAUAUUUCUUCCCACCUCA
Messenger RNA from Leucoraja erinaceus (little skate), 3454 nucleotides. It is a transcript of the gene spryd7b, whose product is annotated as SPRY domain containing 7b. Bases 58 to 642 code for a protein of 194 amino acids. The record is from RefSeq and is a predicted model, not a curated record. The transcript has 5 exons. Gene Ontology annotation, molecular function: protein binding. NCBI's taxonomy places the organism in Eukaryota, Metazoa, Chordata, Chondrichthyes, Rajiformes, Rajidae.